AACUUUUAUAAAGCUUUAUUAGAGGUGAAUCUGUGCCCGCUAUUGUCCUCAGCUGUGGUUCGUUUUUGAAAUUUUUGUCUUUAUUGGUUUUGUAGAGAUGCUUAUUUAUAAGAACAUUUUUCCAUGUAAUACUUCUGCAAUUAAUUUUUAUUCUGGAACUGGAACAGUGGGAAUGAAAAUUGCUUAAUUUUGAUGCAUUUCAAGGCUUAAAACAUGUCUGUCGAUCCUAGUGGGCAAAUGAAUUAUGUUGAAGACGAUGCUUCCACGGGCUCUGGUGAUAAUGUUAACAUGCUAGAAGGGGACAACAAGCGUCAAUCCGUGACACCGUCAAGUUCUGGCAGGCGGAAGAGAAGUCGUAAAGCUAAUGGAGAUGCCAUAGUGGAUGCCAUGCUAGAAAUUGCAGCCGCUUCAAAAUUGAGGGCAUCGAUAAUUAUGAAGAAUGAGGACCGGUUUUCUAUAAGCAAAUGCAUAAAAGUGUUAGAUGAGAUGCAAGAUAUGUCGACUGGCAUGGAUGACCUUGAUUUAGAAUUGGAUGAGAUGGAACUAGUUGCUGCAGCUGCAGGUUACCAUUACUAUAAUAGCAUAACCAGGCAAAUCCGUUGUGCUUCAUUACCUAGUGGAAGUGGUUUUAUGAAUGAGGUGCUAGAAGGACCUGAUGAUCUUUGUCGAGAAAUGUUCCGGAUGGAUAAACACGUUUUUCACAAGCUAUGUUACACUCUUCGACAUAGAGGUAUGUUACAUGAUACAGCUGGUGUUAUGAUCGAGGAGCAGCUGGCAAUUUUCUUAAAUAUUGUGGGACAUAAUGAACGCAACAGAGUAAUCCAAGAGCGAUUUCAACAUUCGGGUGAAACCAUAAGUCGCCAUUUUAAUAAUGUUUUGAAGGCAAUCAAGUCACUUUCUCGGGAAUUCUUACAACCCCCGAAUAUCAAUACACCUCUGGAAAUACAUAGUAGUAAUCGAUUUUUUCCAUAUUUCAAGGAUUGUGUUGGUGUCAUAGAUGGAAUGCACAUCCCUGCACAUGUCCCAGCAAAAGAUCAGUCUCGUUUUCGAAAUACCAAAGGUUUUUUAUCGCAAAAUGUUUUGGCAGCCUGCACAUUCGAUCUACAGUUUAUAUUUGUUUAUCCAGGUUGGGAAGGAUCUGCUGCUGAUUCACGGGUUUUAAGAGCAGUCCUAGAUGACCCAGAUCAGAAUUUUCCUCCAAUUUCUGAAGGAAAAUAUUAUCUAGUUGAUACUGGUUACUCAAAUAUGGAAGGAUUUCUUGCACCAUAUCCGGGAAUUCGGUAUCACCUGCAUGAAUAUAGAGGUGCCAAUCAACUGCCCAGAAAUGCAAAGGAGCUCUUUAAUCAUCGUCAUUCUUCUCUUAGAAAUGUCAUACAGAGGUCUUUCGAUGUGCUGAAAGCUCGAUUUCCUAUUCUCAAACUUGCCCCACAGUAUGCCUUACAUAUUCAAAGGGAUAUAGUCAUAGCUGCAUGUGUUCUACAUAAUUACAUCCGACGUGAGGAAAGACAUGAUUGGUUGUUUUCUAGCAUUGAGGGGGUGAUGAUGAAUGAAUUGCCCGAUUUUGAUGAGCAACCCGAGCUGCAAUUUGCUGCCUCAAUUCAGGAACAAAUUGCUUCAUCUUUACGAGAAUCAAUAGCAACCGUAAUGUGGAAUGAUUUCUUAAAUAAAUGGGAUCAGUGGUGAUAAUUAGCCAACAGAAUUUAGAAAGAUUGUACAAAUAUGUGUAUACUAGUUCCGUUUCUGAAUUCUCUUAUUACCUGAUCCAGUACUAGAUCUUUCUGAAGUUCACUUGAGCAAGCUGUUUGAUGUAGUGAAGAAAUCGGUAGUAACACACUUCAAAAGUUAGCUGCAGGGGGACAAUCGAGGGAUUAACCGGCUUCCGCCCUCAGGUGCUGGUAAGUUUCAGUGUACUAUGUAGAUGCCAUUUUGUAGUGAUGAACUGUGGCAUAUAGAAGUUAUCACUUAGUCGCUUCUUCAUUCUUCUUUACUGGGGAUGGAUUUAGUCAGGGCUGCAAAAAAAUUGAGAAAGUUCUUUCUGAAUUCAA
Molecule: messenger RNA, 2045 nt
Organism: Hibiscus syriacus
Lineage: Eukaryota; Viridiplantae; Streptophyta; Magnoliopsida; Malvales; Malvaceae
Exons: 4
Coding region: 214-1683 (489 amino acids)
Source: RefSeq, a predicted model, not a curated record